Molecule: messenger RNA, 3871 nt
Organism: Ictalurus furcatus (blue catfish)
Lineage: Eukaryota; Metazoa; Chordata; Actinopteri; Siluriformes; Ictaluridae
Gene: glsl
Product: glutaminase like
Exons: 21
Coding region: 155-2122 (655 amino acids)
Biological process (GO): L-glutamine catabolic process
Molecular function (GO): glutaminase activity; protein binding
Source: RefSeq, a predicted model, not a curated record
CACUUUCACUCACCACACAUAGUCUCAGCUCCAAAGAGUCUUCAACGUAUGAGCAUGAGACGUGCUUUUUUCCCAGUCUAGCAACUUUAAACAUCUGUUGCGGAUGUGUACUGCAGAGUAAUUUACAGACUAAUCUAUUCUUUAAAAAGUCAUAAUGGAACAAAUUUCAAGCCAAGAAGCAGAUGACAAUCCUUAUCUCUGUUUUCAGAGAACACCAUCUUUUCGUCGCAAAUGGAGAAAACGCUAUGGAGGUUUGGAUGGCAACAAAUUGCUGGAGCCAAAUAAGGAGGAGGACAUGAGAGAGAAUGGUGUGAUGAUAAAUGGCCUCACUGAAAGGAAUGCUGCCCCUGUGAAGAGUGCAGAAGCUCAGGAGACCAGAUUUGCAGAGAGUAUUUCAAAUCUUGUGCCAAGAAAAGCUAUGACACCUCAGAGGCCUGUCAACUUUGUGGCUCCAGGAUCAACAGCUUUACCAGUAUUUAUCAGCAAUGGUGGCACAAAAGCCCCUCAGGCAGAACCAGAGCGAAUGCUCACUGCCCAGCCCUGGCCAAGCAUCAGCAGGACUGAGGCCCAGCACACCCAAUCCAAGAGAAAAGUGUCUGCUGACGUGCUGUUCGACAGCUUCGCCUCCGGAGGAAGAGUCAGCACCAAUCAUUUCUUUGAGACCCUGUGGUGCUCUGGCAUUUUAAGAACUGACCCACGGAUUAAGGACUGCUAUGCACUGAUGAAAAAACUGCAGAAUGCUGAUGGAGCAGUGGACAGGAACACUUUCCAAAGGUGUGUGACAGGCUUUGUAUCUUUCAUUCUGAAAGCAGUGCAAGGCAGAUUUGUCAUUCCAGAUUUCUGUAUGUUUGCUGAAGAGACCCAAAAGCUGUUCAUUAAAUGUAAACAGCUGUCUUCUGUAGAGGAGAAGGAAGACAGAAGCAAGGCCAGUGGAAAGUGGGGGAUUUCAAUCUGCACAGUGGAUGGCCAGAGGCUCUCUCUUGGGGACUGGAAUGAGCCGUGUGUUCUGGGAGAGAUUGCCUGGCCGCUUGUUUACGGGCUUGCCGUGGAUCAACUUGGAGUUGACCAUGUCCACAGACAUGUAGGAGUGGAGGAAUAUGCAAAAUAUGAGUCCCCCUUUACCCUGAGCAAACAAGGUGUCCCUCACACUCCCCUGACAGAGACGGGAGCAAUUAUAUGUGCAUCACUGCUGCAGCAGUUAACAUUAAGGCAAGUUACAGAGGAAGAGGAGAAAUUCGAGUCGGUUUUGAAUAUUGUAAGAAGAUUAUGUAACAAGGAACAUGCCAACUUAAAUUGUACAAGUUAUCAAGGCUUGAGGAAGGACAUUAUACGUCUACAUGCACUUUCAUUUUAUCUUCAAGAAAAGAAGUGUUUUCCGGAAGCCAAUGAUAUAAAUGCUACACUGGAUCUGCUGUUACAGUGUAUGUCUACAGAAGUCACAUGUGAGUCCGGAGCUGCCUUGGCUGCAACUUUAGCUAAUGGUGGCCUCUGCCCUAUGUCGGGUGACCAGGUCCUCUCCAGCUCUGCAGUUCGCAGUACUCUGUCCAUAAUGCAAGUGGCAGGAAUGAACGAUUACUCCAGAAAAUUCCAUUUUAAGGCAUCCAUGCCUGCCAAAUCCAGCAGCUCUGGUGUUGUGUUGACAGUAGUCCCUGGGGUGCUGGGCAUCACUUGCUGGUCACCAGAGUUGGAUGUAUAUGGAAACUCAUGGAGGGCUGUGCAUUUCUGUGAGGAGCUGGUGUCAGUUUUUCAGCUACACAGCUUUGAUAUCAGGACUCCAUUCAGACAGGUGCUGUUCUACAGGCAGUGGAAAGUGGAGUCUGAGGGCUACCAAAUCAUGAACAUCCUAUUGGCUGCUUAUCGGGGGGACCUGCAAUCGUUACGGAGGUAUUUCCUCUCUGGAGCAGAUGUGAAUGCUGUUGAUUAUGAUGGAAGGUCUGCACUUCAUGUGGCUGCCUCAGAGGGGCGUCUGGAGGUCAUCAAGUUUCUGAUGGAGAGCACUGGAGCCAACUGCACACUCAAGGACAGGUGGGGAAACACAGCUUUGCAGGAGGCUAUAAGAUGCAAUCAAGGACCUGCUGUACAGCUCCUCACAAAGUAUACAGACUACAAGGAAAUGUUAUGAUAGUGCACCAACCCCAGACACAUAACCCCAGACAUUCAGUUUACAUAUUGCAAUGUCAUAUAUAGUGUUUUUUGUAGUCCCUGAUUUGAGCUUUAAAUGGCUGGCACCAGACCUAUUUCGAUUUAGACCUUGAAUUUAAAUACAAACAUGGAUUUUGUGGGUUUAACAGUUAAUAUAACUGAUCUGUCAUACCUUGGUGUAGCUGAACAGAAGAUGCAUCUGUGGUAUCAGGGUAUUCAGGAAUCUAUGCAUGGUUUAAGUCUAGAAGUGCAGAAAAGUUUAACAGUAAAGUGUAUUCAGGAGUUCUGGUAGCUCAAAUUAUUAUUAUUAUUAUUAUUUAUUUUUUUAAAAUAUUUUUUUCUAAUACAAUCAUCAAGACUCAUCCAUGAGCGCAACAUUGUGUUCAAUAAAGAAUGCUGUCUUAUGUCUAAUAUCUCUAAUUGUUACAGGGCUUAUUGAUAAAAGCAACUGCAGUGUAAUAAUGGUAGAAGUGGUAAAAGUAAAGUAGUACACAAAGUUUCCGGUGACCUGAUUUCACUACAGUCUCAGAACCUACUUACAUAGCUGACAGAGAAAUUUUGUCCAAAAUGUACAUUUCCAAUAGGAGAGAAACCAACUGUCACACUUCAACUUACACUUCUGGUCAAAAGUUUAGACACACUCAUUCUUUAUUUUUAAUUUUUUUCUCCACAUUUUAGAAUAAUAAUGAAUUCAUCAAAACUCUGGGAUAACUAAUAAUAAUUCCAAAAUAAAUAAAAAUAAUUUAAUAAUAAUAAUAAUAAUAUUUUAGCAUCUUCAAAUUAGACACCCUUUUUCCCUAGAAUUUUCAGAAAUGUAUUCUUGGUAUUUUCUCAACCAAUUUCUUGAGGAAUCAGCCUGAGAUGCUUUUUAAUGUCUGAAUAUUUCACUCCAAGUCAUCCAUUAAAAAAAAUUGUAAAUAAAAUGUUAUUCAUUAGAAAACUUUCAUUAGAAAACUAUGUUAUCACAAUUAUAUUUUUGUCUACAACACCAAUUUCAAACAUUUAAUCAUACACCAUCAGAUGAAAAGGUUUUUAAGAUCAUGAGAAACAUUUCAGUCAAGUGUCUCCAAACUUUUGACCGGUAGUGUACAUUCUGGUGGUUCACCUGCAUAGCAAUAGAGAGGCCAUUUUCUCAAACUAUUUGAGUGCAGUCCCUUCAAGGCUGGAAAUAGUGGACAGGAAGUCUAGUGUUGUAUUAAAGCCAACAAGAGCGAAGACUUCAGAGGUUCUGCAAUGGCCAGUAAAACAGUACAUGUCGAAUGAAUCCAAACUGGGGUCUAGAGCAGUGGUUUUCAAAGUGGGGACGCCAGGGGGCGCCCAGGGGGCCUCAACAAUUUGGUGUGAAAAAUAAAUUCUCACUCUCAGACAACCACACACACAUACACACACAAUCAAUUCCUAAUGUAAUGUAAUGUAAAAUGUAAGAUGUGAUUAUUAAUAAAUAAAAAGGGGGAUAUAUUUAGAAGUCUGUAUUUUUAAUGUGUUUUAAAGACAUCUUGCAAAAGUGGGGCCUCGGUCAAAUGUUAAUGCCAUUUGUGGGGCCUUGCCCUGGAAACGUUUGGGAACCCCUGGUCUAGAGGUCUAGUAGGUGGUUCAGUGUGAGAAAAAGAAACUUGGCUAUACAUAAAACAUUCCAAUAAAAUGUGAAUAAUAUUAAUAAUUAAUAAUAUUCUGGUCAGAAGCUUCAACAAUCAGAUCUUGGUAUUGUCUCAGAACAAGCAAUAUAAUA